AUGCCAAUCUUUACAAGUAAGAAUGAGUGGCAAGAUGCUGACAUGCUUGUACUGCAUCGUGACAACGGAGACGCUGGAAGCUUCGAAUAA
Messenger RNA from Parastagonospora nodorum SN15, 90 nucleotides. RefSeq lists its product as hypothetical. The coding region runs from base 1 to 90 and encodes 29 amino acids. NCBI's taxonomy places the organism in Eukaryota, Fungi, Ascomycota, Dothideomycetes, Pleosporales, Phaeosphaeriaceae. The transcript is spliced from 3 exons. The record is from RefSeq and is a predicted model, not a curated record.